Molecule: messenger RNA, 828 nt
Organism: Phyllostomus hastatus (greater spear-nosed bat)
Lineage: Eukaryota; Metazoa; Chordata; Mammalia; Chiroptera; Phyllostomidae
Gene: CZIB
Product: CXXC motif containing zinc binding protein
Exons: 8
Coding region: 186-578 (130 amino acids)
Molecular function (GO): zinc ion binding
Source: RefSeq, a predicted model, not a curated record
GGAAGGAGCAGUUUCAAGAAAAAGACCCCAUCCCUCAAAUUUGUGAAGCUGGCCCUGGUUAGAGAAGCCACGUGAUCUGAGAAGCCUCGGCGGGCCGUUGGAAAAUCGCGCUGCAGCUCAAAGCCACGCUGGAAAACGUCACUAAUCUCCGGCCUGUGGGGGAGGACUUCCGGUGGUACCUAAAGAUGAAAUGUGGCAACUGUGGUGAGAUUUCAGAGAAGUGGCAAUACAUUCGGCUGAUGGACAGUGUGGCACUAAAGGGAGGCCGAGGCAGCGCUUCCAUGGUCCAGAAGUGCAAGCUGUGCGCGAGGGAAAACUCCAUUGAGAUUUUGAGCAGCUCCAUCAGAUCUUAUAAUACUGAAGACAAUGAGAAGUUCAAGACGAUAGUAGAGUUUGAGUGUCGGGGCCUUGAACCAGUUGACUUCCAGCCACAGGCUGGGUUUGCUGCUGAGGGUGUGGAAUCGGGGACAGUCUUCGGUGACAUUAAUCUGCAGGAGAAGGACUGGACUGACUAUGAUGAAAAGGCUCAGGAGUCUGUGGGAAUUUAUGAGGUCGCCCACCAGUUUGUGAAGUGCUGACCUCUCCACCUUCACACUUGCCUCUAAGAACUGAGAAGGGACGAUGCGCCCCACACAGCAGAGCCCACCGAGGCUGGUACCCUCAUCCCUCGACUCCUGGCAGCUGUCCAAGCCCUCACCGUCUGCAUGCAGGGCUGUGUCACAGCGUCCCAAGCCCCACCAAUAAAGCCCGUUUGUGCUGUACUCAUGCAUGAAGGUGGCGUCAGGGAGCAGCCACUCCCUCCACAAAUAAGAAUUCAUGUUGGAUGUC